UCCUGGGAAUCUGACUGAGGAAAGACUGAAGCUCAGGCUGGGAGGGAGGGUGCGGGCGAACUUUGUCCAAAGCUGGAGCAAGAAGCAGAGACGGGACAGCUGCACUCAAGGACUUUGAUUCACUUUCUUCUCCCAGCCCCAGCGGCCGGUUACCGGGAACUUUUUGUGAGGAGUUUGGGUUGGGAGAGAGAGAGAGAACAGAACAGAAGAGAAAUGGGCCGGAGAAAAGUUUCGCUGCUUCACUGGCGACUCCUCAUCCAAGUUCUUUUCCUCUCCUGUAUUGUAAAUGCAUCGAAGGUUUUAGAUGAAGUCCCGAUCCCAGAGGACUCCGAGCUGGACCAGAGUCAUUUUCGACGGCGAAGGUUCCCCGUGGAAUCUGAUGAUGAGGACUUUGUAGCAUCUGCUGAGGGGAGUGCUGAGUUCGAAGAGGGCAGCACACCCAGCACAGUUGAAACUGAGGGUGAGAUUCCAACAAUAUCAGUGAUUCCAAAGCAAAAAACAGGCCCAGAGACCUCAGUUUACCCUCUAAUGAUUCCAGUAGUAGCAGAAAUGAAUAGCAGCCCAGAACCCCCUCAGUACGUGUACUACCGCGUGUUGGUCAACUUCACAACUUCAAUCGAGUACAACCCUCAGUUGGAGAACUUUGAAUCUGAAGCGUUCAAAGAAGUAUCUGAAGGAAUCAUAGACACACUUGAGUCUGAAUUUUAUCGGAUUCCAGGAGACCAAUCAGUCACUGUGGUAUGGAUCAAGCAAGAGGACCAAAAUGUGAUUGUGGAGCUGGAUGUGGGAUCUGAUGGAAACAGCAAUGAUGAAGAGAUACGGGAUGUGGUUUACUCGGUUGUGAGGAGUGGAUCCAUUGGCCCUUAUGAAACCUCAGUCGAAGGCUUCAAAUUCCGACACCUAGGAGAAGAUGUGAUACUUAUCCCUCGUGAGUGUCGUCCUGAUGAAUUUUCCUGUGGUUCUGGCGAGUGUGUCCCUCUUGAUUAUCGCUGCGACUUCAGGGCUGAUUGCAGCGACAUGUCUGAUGAAGACAACUGUGCAGAUGUAAUUGGACCAGUUUCCACUGUUCCACCCAUUCAGCCAAGAACGCCAGCAGCCCCUACAACACCUGCAUUUAUUACAGCCAAACCAGAGCGACGACCGCCAAGGCCGCUGGUUACUGCAGCACCGACUCCCCCCACUAUUGACGUGCUGAGACCCUGCCCAAUAGACAAGGCAGUGUGCCAGAAUGGGCAGUGUAUCCCCAGAGACUACCUGUGUGACGGAGAAAGGGAUUGCACUGACGGAAGCGAUGAGCUGGACUGUGGAACGCCAUCACCAUGUGAGCCCAAUGAGUUCAAGUGCAAGAACGGUCGCUGUGCCCUGAAGCUGUGGCAUUGUGAUGGCGAUAAUGAUUGUGGAGACAACUCUGAUGAAGAAUACUGUCCCACCAAAGGACCUGGAGAUACGUGUGCUCCUGAGCAAUUUGUCUGUGUUUCGACCCAAACGUGUAUCCCGGCAAGUUAUCAGUGUGAUGAAGAAGCUGACUGUCCUGAUCGGUCAGAUGAAUUUGGAUGCACUCCUCCCCAGGUCAUCACACCACCACAAGAAACAGUCAUGGUGAAGCGUGGCGCUACCAUCACAUUAACUUGUGUGGCGGCAGGUGUUCCAACUCCAAUCAUUACGUGGAGAUUGAACUGGGGUCACAUCCCUAUUACCAGCAGAGUUAGCAUGACUAGCCAGAAUGGGCAGGGCACACUGAUCAUUAGGGAUGUCAAGGAGUCAGAUCAAGGAGCGUACACCUGUGAGGCCAUCAAUGCCAAAGGAAUGAUCUUCGCAAUCCCUGAUGCGCUGCUGAUUUUGCAGUCCAACCCAGGAAUCUGCUCUGAAGGUCACUUCAAUGUGGAGGGCAGUCUGCAAUGUGUUCCCUGUUUCUGUUUUGGUGCUACCAGGAAGUGUGAAUCUACAAGCCGCUAUAGAAACCAGAUACAUCUGCGUUUCACUGAGGAAGACAACUUUAUGGGUGUGAACGUGACAGUACCAGCUCAGCCAGUGACACCUCCCCUUUCGACCUCUCAGAUGAUUGUGGACCUUGACUCAGGAGAAUUCCAGAUGGUCGACCUCUCGAGACGGUUCCUCAGCCAUGAUUCAUUCUGGACUCUCCCAAGACAGUUUCUGGGAAAUAAGGUCGAUUCAUACGGUGGGUUCCUGCGCUACAAGGUUCGCUACAGUGUGGCAAGGGGGCAAGCAGAGCCUGAGGAAAAGGCAGAUGUGAUCAUAAUAGGAAAUGGAAGAAAACUAAUCUAUAAAAUGAUGGCCCCUACCCAGCCUGGUGUCGUUAAUCAGAAGGAAAUCCUGUUCACUGAGGAUAACUGGCAGCAUGAGUCAGGUACUCCUGUGACUCGUGAAGAUCUUCUGAUGACAUUGGUUAACCUGGACAAAAUUAUGAUCCGAACAAAGUACGACAACAAGAUGGCCAGCGUUGGUCUUAGCGACAUUGUCAUGGAUACCACCAGUGUGGAAUUCACAACUCUGGGAAAACCACAGCUUGUUGAGCAGUGCAGGUGCCCUGUAAGUUACAGCGGUCUGUCAUGUGAGAUCUGUGCCCAAGGAUUUAAACGUGUUUCGACUGGGCCGUAUCUGGGUACUUGUGAUGGCUGCAACUGCAAUAGCCAUGCCAGCAGCUGUGACAAAGUCACAGGAUAUUGUCUGAGCUGCCAACACAACACGGAAGGCCCACACUGUGACAAGUGCAAGGCUGGAUUUUUUGGCAACCCCACUCGAGGAACUGCCAACGACUGCAUGCCGUGUCCAUGCCCAUUUACUGAUUCCCACAGGAGAUUUUCGGAUACCUGCUUCCUGGAUACAGAUGGGCGUCCCACCUGUGAUGCUUGUAGUGUUGGCUACACUGGACGUCGAUGUGAAAUAUGUGCCACUGGUUAUGAAGGAAACCCAAUGACUCCAGGUGGAAAAUGUAGACCACAUGCGGGACACAUUUCAAAUUGUGACAGCAGAGGAACGGACUCCACAGAAUCAUAUGAUGGAUCUUGUGCGUGUAAGGCUAAUGUUGUUGGAAGACUAUGUGAUGAAUGCUCAGCGGGGUCCUUCAAUUUGGAUGACUCCAAUGUGGAUGGUUGUCUGAAAUGUUUCUGCAUGGGGAUCAGCAAACAGUGUGCCAGCUCAUCUUGGCAUCGAGACCAGGUCCGAGCUCUUUAUGAUGAGCAGGAAAGGAAUCUUUACACGUUGACAAAUAUGGCACACACGCAGAGAGUCACUGAAGGAGUUCAAAUGAAUGCCUUGAAUGAGCUGGUUUUUGCGAAUUUUGACACGAUCCCUCGUGACAUCUAUUACUGGGUGCUGCCUAAUCGGUUUAAAGGCGAUAAGGUUACUUCUUAUGGAGGUGAAUUGCAUUACACUAUCCAGCAUAGUGUCUCCCCUGUCUCCUCACCAAUCACUGGGAUGCCUGAUGUUAUUCUACAAGGCAACAACAUCUUCUUGGAGCACUACACGGCAAAGAGACCGCAACCUGGCAUUCCCUCAACUUUCUCUGUUCCUUUUAAAGAAUCGGCAUGGCGACGGGCAGAUGGCCAGCCCUCCACCAGAGAACAUCUCCUGAUGGCUUUGGCCAAUAUUAAUGUUUUCAUGAUUCGAGCAAGUUACACAGAAGGGACAACUGAAAGCAGAAUAUCCCAAAUCCAUAUGGAUGUAGCAGUCCCACAUUCCACUGGACAGGAACAGGCUGUUGAGGUGGAGGAAUGUAUUUGCCCAGAAGGUUACAAGGGAUCAUCUUGUCAGGAAUGUGCCUUUGGCUAUACACGCACAGCGAGUGGAUUGUACCUGGGAAUGUGUGAGCGCUGUGACUGUAACGGACACUCCGAUUGUGAUGCAGACACCGGGGAAUGCCUGAGGUGCCAACACAACACCGAGGGCCUCAGAUGUGAACGGUGUGGGCCAGGUUUCUAUGGGGACGCCAGACGUGGAACACCAAAUGAUUGUAGACCUUGUCCUUGUCCAGGAGCCACUCCCUCUAAUCAGUUCUCCCCGACUUGUUUCCUGGACGCGGACGGACAGCCAACUUGUGAUCAUUGCUCUAGCGGUUACGAAGGCAGAAACUGUGAAAGGUGUGCUCCAGGUUACACUGGGAAUCCCAUGUACGGACAAAGUUGCACUACUGGCUGUACAUGUGAUUGGAGAGGAAGUACUGGAGGCCAAUGUGAUGCCACUGGGCACUGCCAAUGCAAGCUUAAUGUGCAAGGCCAGACCUGUGACACUUGCAAAGCUGGUCACUUCUACCUGAGUGCAGAGGGCAGAGAAGGAUGCCUGCCGUGUUUCUGUAUGGGAGUGACGCAGCAGUGCAGCAGCUCCUCGUACUAUAGAAAACUGGUUGCAAGUCCAUUUGUUCCACCAAACAACUUCCAAAACUUCUCGCUGGUGAAUCGCCAGCGCACCACACGCAUUACCUCGGGAUUCACAGUGACGGUGAGAGACAGGCAGCCACAGCUCUCUUUCGGACAGUUUGGGCAGCACAUGCAGGAAUCCUACUACUGGCAGCUUCCAGAGGCUUUUCAAGGAGACAAGGUGACUUCCUAUGGUGGGCUCCUUCGGUACACAUUGUCCUACGAUGCUGGAUUCCGGGGUUCCACAGUACCGGAUGCUGACGUACAGAUCAUUGGCAAUGAUAUCACCUUGGUGACCUACCACCACCACCAGCUGCAACCGAGAGAGAUAAAGGCCUUUGAGGUCAUGUUCAAGGAGCAAUUCUGGAAGCGCCCAGAUGGUCAGCAAGCCACCCGGGAACAUCUCCUGAUGGUCCUCGCUGACUUAGAUGAAGUCCUCAUCCGUGCCACCUACUCGACUGACAUGAUCUCUGCCAGCCUUUCCGAUGUGAGCAUGGAGGUUGCAGUGCCAUACUACACCAACCUGGCACAGGCAUUGCAAGUGGAAGAAUGUCAUUGCCCCCCGGCUUACCACGGCUUGUCCUGCCAGGACUGUGCUCCUGGUUACACAAGGACUGGAGGAGGCCUCUACCUCGGAGACUGCAAACUAUGUGAAUGUAAUGGGCACUCCGACUCCUGCCACCCAGAGACUGGCCUUUGCUCGAACUGUUUACAUAACACGGCUGGGGAGUUCUGUGAUCAGUGCGCCCCUGGAUAUUACGGUGAUGCCACAGUGAGUACGCCAGAGGAUUGCCAACCUUGUGCCUGUCCACUGACAAUUCAAGAGAACCAGUUUUCUCCCAUCUGUGAAAGUAAUGGAGUUGGUGGCUACAGAUGUACAGCUUGUCUCCCUGGCUACACAGGCCAGUACUGUGAACGCUGUGCCCCAGGGUAUUCAGGCAAUCCAGGUAUCGCAGGACAGAAGUGUCAUCCAGUCGAUCGCAAUCCUUUCCUGGUUACUGUUAUCCCUGAGAGAACAACGGUGGAACAAGGUAGCACGGUGAUACUAAAAUGCCAGGUUUUUGGCCAAGCUCCAUUUUAUUACUACUGGAGCAGAGCUGAUGGUCAGCCUUUAUCCAGCCGUGUUCAGCAGAGGAACCAAGGAGAAGAGCUGUUGAUCCAGGAAAUUAAAUCAUCUGAUGCUGGGAUUUACAUAUGUACCUGUCGCAAUAUGCAAAGCACCAAUUCAAGUCGAGUUGAAGUCAUUGUUACUGUUCCCUCUUUCAAAGCCAUAACAGUGACUGUGGAAGAACCAAGGACACAAACAGUGAGAUCUGGCAUCACUGUCAAUUUUAUCUGCACAGCAAAAAGUCAGUCCCCAGCAUACACAUUGGUGUGGACCCGACAGCUUGGAGGUAAACUCCCAAACACCGCAGUGGACUUCAAUGGAAUCUUGACUAUUCGCAAUGUUCGUCCUGAGGACGCUGGUGUGUACACCUGCACAGGCUCCAACAUGUUCGCCAUGGACGAGGGGACUGCUGUCUUACAUGUACCAGCAACAGCACCAGUAGCGACAAUUGAGCCUCCCAUCCUAACAGUCAAGCGGGGGCAGUCAGCAGAAUUCCGAUGCACUGCAACUGGGAAUCCACCUCCAACCUUGGAAUGGUUCGGAGGUCAAGGUAAUAUUAUUUCGCCAAAUGCAGUAAUUCAGGGUGGACUUCUUCGAAUUGUUGCCGUGGAGCAUUCAGAUGAAGCUGAGUACUCCUGCAAAGCUUCAAACAGUGCUGGACAUCACACAGACACGUCCAUUCUCUACGUGCAGAGUAGUGGUAACCUACCUCAGGUACAGGUUAGUCCACAGCGGAUAGAGGUACCAGCGGGCGACACUGUUAGGCUGUACUGUCGAGCUGGGGGACAUCCUUCACCAAUGCUCUUGUGGAAGAAGCGUGGAGGAGAACUACCACCACAGGCCAAGGUUGAGCGGACAGAUAUUGGGACUCUCAUUAUCCCUUCAAUCACUACUGCCCAAGCUGGUAUCUACCUGUGUGUGGGAACCAAUUCUGCUGGGUCCUCAGAAGGUCGCAUAGAGGUCUCAGUGUUAUCCUCAGAAGAAUCUGCACCAAUCGCUCGAAUUCAGCCCUCUCCUGCCUCAGUAACAGAGGGAGAAAUGCUGGAGUUAUACUGCCAGGUGACAGGGGAGCCUCAACCCAGGAUCACAUGGCGCAAGUCAAGUGGUUACCUAACGACCAAUCACCAGGUGCAGGGCCCUGUGUUACGCAUUCGGCAGGCCACUGGUGCUGACGCUGGGGAUUACAUCUGCCACGUUGAAAACAAGUUUGGAAUGCAAGAAGUUACAGUCUCUGUGUCGGUCACCUCCAGCGUUUACACACAUAGAACUGCCCCCGUGGUGAAGGUUCACCCCUCACGCAUGUCAGUAAGUGAGGGAGAAAUGCUGGAGUUGUACUGCCAAGUCACAGGUCAACCACAACCCAGGAUUACAUGGUACAGGGCAGCUGGGUCUCUAUCAGCCAAUCACCAGGUGGAGGGUCCUGUGCUGCGUAUCCUUCACAUGACUCCUGCUGACAUUGGGGAUUACGUCUGUCGCGCAGAAAAUGUCCUUGGAAUGCGGGAAGUCAAAUUCUCGGUCUCGGUCACUUCCACUUCCACUGUACCCUCACAAGAAACUGCCCCAUCAGUGAUGGUUCACCCCUCACCCACCUCAGUUAGGGAGGGAGAAAUGCUGGAGUUACACUGCCAGGUCACGGGUCAACCAGAACCCAGGAUCACAUGGUAUAGGGCAGCUGGUCCUCUAACAACCAAUCACCAGGUGCAGGGCCGUGUGCUACGCAUCCUUCGCAUGAGUCCUGCUGAUGUCGGGGAUUACAUCUGCCGUGCAGAAAAUGUCUAUGGGAUGCAGGAGGUCAAAUUCUCCGUCUCAGUCACUCCUUCCACUUCACAAGGAACAGCCCCUACAGUGAAUGUUCACCCCUCACGUACCUCAGUUAGGGAGGGAGAAAUGCUGGAGUUACACUGCCAAGUCACUGGUCAACCAGAACCUAGAAUCACAUGGCAUAGGGCAGCUGGCCCUCUGACAGCCAACCACCAGGUGCACGGUGCUAUUCUACGCAUCCUUCAUGUGAGUCCUGCUGAUGUUGGGGAUUACAUCUGCCGUGCAGAAAAUAUUGUUGGAACACGGGAGGUCAAAUUCUCUGUCUCAGUCACCCCUUCCACUGCAAGAAAUGCCCCGACAGUGCUGGCUCAGCCCUCUCCUCUCUCUGUAACAGAGGGAGAAAUGCUAGAAUUACACUGCCAGGUCACAGGUCACCCACAACCCAGGAUCACAUGGUACAGAGCAGCUGGUCCUCUAACAACCAAUCACCAGGUGCAGGGCCCUGUGCUACACAUCGUUCGUGUGACUCCUGCUGAUGUCGGGGAUUAUAUCUGCCGUGCAGAAAAUGUCUACGGGAUGCAGGAGGUCAAAUUCUCCGUCUCAGUCACUCCUUCCACCUCACAAGGAACUGCUCCAACGGCAAAGAUUUAUCCCUCUUCCACCUCAGUCAGUGAAGGAGAAAUGCUGGAGUUACGCUGCCAGGCCACAGGUCAGCCAGAACCCAGGAUCACAUGGUACAGGACAGCUGGUUCUCUCACAACCAAUCACCAGGUGCAGGGCCACGUGCUGCGCAUCCUCCGCAUGAGUCCCGCUGAAGUCGGGGAUUACAUCUGCCGUGCAGAAAACGUUAUUGGAACACGGGAAGUCAAAUUCUCAGUCUCGUUUGCUUCCACUCCAUCCACACGUGAAGGGGCACCAAUAGUGAGAGCCCAGCCCAGACCUGUCUCAGUAACAGAGGGACAAAUGCUGGAGAUACGCUGCCAGGUCACAGGGCAGCCGGAACCCAUGAUCACAUGGUACAAGGCAGAUGGUUAUCUAACAGCCAAUCAUCAGGUGGAGGGCCCUGUGCUGAGAAUCCUGCAGGUGACUAGGGCUGACGAUGGUGAUUAUAUCUGCCGCGCUGAAAACAUCUUCGGAAUGCAACAACUUAAAUUCUCGGUCUCAGUCACCUCCACAGCAUCCAGGGAUCUGAUACCAAUUAUUAAUACUGGACCACAGGAUGUUACUGUAAUCCAGGGCAAUGAUGCAUCCUUCAGUUGUCAAGUUGUUGAGGGAGCUCAGCCAUUCAGCAUAGAGUGGAAAACACCUAAUGAACCACAACAAGACAAUGUAAAGUUCAGCAGUGCUGGCUCUGUGAUUACAAUCACUCGAACUCGUCAACGUGAUCAAGGCCAGUACAAGUGUGUGGCUCGUAAUCGGUUUGGAUCAGCAUCCAGCAUAAUGACUCUAAUCGUACAAGGACCUCCCACUGUAUCCGUCUCCCCGAGAGGUCCGGUCAGACUGGGUGUGGGCAAUUCUAUCAGUCUGGAAUGUAUAGGCAUGGGGGAGCCCCAGCCUGCAAUCAGCUGGAGUCGGGUUCGUGGCAGGCAAAGGAAUAACAUGGGGAGGCAGCUGCCUAGGGAAGGCGAUCCCAUCCUGACGAUUACUUCCGCUCGUCUACAGGAUUCUGGGACCUACUCCUGUACAUCCGCUAAUUCGUUUGGCACUGCUGAGGCUCAGGUGGAGGUGAUAGUCGAGCGUUCAGCCUCCACACCACAAGUUCCUCAGGUUACCUCAGAAGAACCAUCAUUAACCAUUACAGCAGGGCAGGUUGCUACACUGCGCUGCUCAGCUACAGGUUACCCCACUCCGAUUAUUCAGUGGUCUAAACUGCGAGCCCCACUGCCAUGGCAGCACAGGAUUGUCAAUGGAUCUUUAUUUAUUCCUAACGUCGGACUGCAGGAUUCGGGCCAGUACAUCUGCAAUGCCUCCAAUUCUGCUGGAUUUGCUGAGUUGUACAUACAGCUAGAUGUAGAAACCGCACCAUAUGCCACCUUUAAUGUUGAGGUUGUCACCGUAAGGGUGGGCGAGAUAAUCCGAUUGCACUGUCUAUCCCAAGGAACUCCUCCAAUAAAGUAUGAAUGGUCUAAGUUGAAUGGAAGCUUGCCGAGCCGGGCAGUCAUACGCAAUGGGUUCCUGCAGAUCAAUCUAGCCGUUGUAUCUGACUCCGGCAUGUACCGAUGCCUAGUGAAGAACAAAGUUGGCCAAAGUGAUGCAAUUGCAACAGUAAAUGUGAAAUCUCCCCCAGCAGUGAAAGUGUCACCACAAAUUGAGGUGCGAAAUGUUGGCGGCACUGCAGAAUUCACCUGUUCAGUAACCGGCCACCCAGAACCCAGGAUCGAGUGGCUGAAGGAGGGAGGACAGUUGCCAUCAAAUCACAGAAUCAGUAAAGGAAUCUUGAAAAUAGAAAAUAUACAAGAUGGAAAUGAAGGAGUGUACAUCUGCAGAGCAUCAAAUCCAUUUGGGCAGGUACAGGAUAGUGCCAAACUCACCAUCCAAGCCUUACCCAUUGUCAUAAUAAAUGUGAGGGCAUCUAUGCAGAUGGUAAUGGUGGGUGGCUCGGUGGAAUUCGAAUGCCAGGCUAUCGGGGAUCCCCAGCCUUCUAUUCACUGGAGUAAAGCAGAUGGAAGGCUGUCUCCUGAUGUCAUCAUUCGGAACGGAAUGCUGAAAAUUGAACAUGUGAAGGAGUCUGAUGCUGGACGUUACCGAUGUACAGCCACCAACGAUGCUGGAUCUGUCAAGUCUGAGGUGGUCCUAUAUGUACAGACUGUCCCCAUGAUUGCCCCUCAGCCAGAGCUCAAAGAAGUAGCAGUUGGAUCCACGGCAGUCUUUCCAUGUCUAGCCUCAGGGUACCCAGUACCACAGGUCACCUGGAAUAAGCUUGAGGGAGAGCUCCCACCCGGAGCGUAUGUUGAGAACAACGUGUUGACCAUACCAUCAGCCACCACUGAACAUACUGGGACGUACGUUUGCACAGCUAUGAAUGAACAGGGAACAGAAACAGCAUACGCCAUGCUGAAAGUCAGAGAACGUAAGAUCCCAUAUUUCACACAGGACCCCAUCUCCUACAUUGCUCUGCCCACCAUAAAGGAUGCCUACCAUGAGUUUGAAAUCAGGAUAACAUUCCGCCCAGAUACAGCUGAUGCUCUCUUAUUGUACUCUGGUAUGAUUAUAUACAAUGGUCAGAAACAAACAACCGGAGCAGAUUUCAUCUCAUUUGCGUUAGUGGGAGGUCGCCCUGAAUUCAGGUUCAAUGUGGGUUCUGGCAUGGCCACCAUUCGCCAUCCUAACCCCAUUUCUCUGGGGGAGUACCACACUGUGGUUCUAUAUCGGAACUUGACUCAGGGCUCACUAUUUGUAGACAACGACCUGCCUGUCAACGGGAGUUCUCAGGGAAAUUUCCGCGGCCUGGAUUUGAAUGAAGAGCUGUACGUCGGUGGAUACCCCAAUUUUGAUAACAUUUCAAAAGUCACUGGAAGCAACAGUGGGUUUAUGGGCUGUAUCCGCCAGCUCAUAAUUCAAGGCGAUGAAGUGAUCUUCUCAGCUCCAGGACUAAAAGCAAGAGGAGUAUCCAACUGCCCAACCUGCAAAGACAACCCUUGCAAGAAUGGAGGUCAAUGUGUCGACUCUGAGACUAGCAGCUAUGCGUGUCAGUGUAGGAGGGGAUAUACUGGGAGCAACUGUGAACAUUCACUGGCUUUGCACUGUCACCCAGAGGCCUGUGGAUCAGAUGCAACUUGUGUGAACAAACCAGAUGGCCUUGGAUAUAACUGCCGAUGCCACCUGGGCAAACGAGGGCCAAAAUGUAUGGAUGGUGUCUUAAUCACAGCUCCUUCCUUCAGGGCAGGUAAUUCUUUUGUGGCUUAUCCACCGCUGACCAAUGUUCACAAUGAGCUGACGAUUGAGCUGGAGUUCAAACCUCGCUCACCCUCCGGACUGAUGUUCUACAGCAGCAGCCAGAGAAUGAAGAUGAAUGACUUCAUCUCUGUCGCCAUGCUUGAUGGACACCUGGAGUUCCGCUAUGACCUGGGGUCAGGACUUGCUGUUCUGCAGAGCAUCAAACCAGUGGCUCUCAACAAAUGGCACAGAUUGAAAGCCCAUCGACACAACAGGGACGGCUUGCUGACCAUUGAUAAUGAGAAAGAGAUCAGAAGCAUCUCUCCGGGCAAAAGCCAAGGUCUUAACCUGCGAAGCCCUAUGUAUCUUGGUGGUGUGCCCGGAUCAGAAGUUCUCCCCAAAGCAGUAAAUGUCACAGAGGGGAUUGAUGGCUGUAUUGCUGAGGUGUCUAUCAAUGGGAAGAAGGUUGAUCUCUCCUACACCUUUACGGACAGCCUGAAUGUCGACCAGUGUUAUGACAGCUCACCAUGUGACCGUGUGCCUUGCCUGCAUGGUGGAAGGUGUAUCGUAACUGGAGAGUAUGAAUAUCAGUGCAUCUGUACAAAUGAAUAUCAGGGUGAGAACUGUGAAACCUUCCAGGACAUGUGUUUGCAGGGGAACCCCUGCAUGAACGGCGGGACCUGUGAGAAGAAUCAAUGCUCGUGUCCAAUGGGAUAUGCUGGAUCAUACUGUCAGGAAGACUCUCCUGUGCAGUAUGGAGCUUUCUUCUACAAUGGAGGAUACAUCGUGUUACCAAAACAGAUGUUCCCAAGGAGUUCUCCAACUGCUCCUGAAACCAUUGAAAUGGAGAUUCAAACAACAUCACUUAAUGGCGUCCUGCUCUGGCAGGGAGUGAAACACGGGGAAAAUGGAAGAGGAAAGGACUUUGUCGCUCUUGGUCUACAAAAUGGUCACGUGCUCUUCAGUUACCAGCUGGGAAGCGGUGAAGCCAAUAUCCUGUCAGAAGAUCCGAUUAAUGAUGGGGAAUGGCACAGAAUAAUUGCUGUGCGAGAAGGAAAAUUGGGAUAUAUUCAAGUGGAUGGUGACGAGAUUGUGAGGGGAGAAUCCAAAGGAGACAAGGUCAUGGUGAACACGAGGGGAAGUGUCUAUUUGGGUGGUGCUCCAGACAUUGAACUCUUUACAGGGGGAAAAUUCACCUCAGGAAUUGCCGGCUGUAUCAGGAAAGUGGUCCUUGUAAACAAAAGACCUGACCAACAUCAGGUUCAGCCUGUCGACCUGCAGGUUCACGCUGAGGGAGGGGUAAACGCUCAAGAGUGUUCAUCAUAGACAUUCUGACUCACUAAAGGCAAAGUAGAGACUUCUGGGAAAGGUGCUUUGCUGCUAUUAAAUUGGAUUGUUUUGUGUUCUUUAAUGCAGUCCUCUUUAACCAAAAAAAAAUCAUCACAAUGUCAUCCAAUUGUAUUCCAUUGAAUGAAGGUUUUCGGCAACUUGGAUUGGUUUAUAUUGUACCUACAACAGCCAUACAAGAACACUAGCAUUAUCCUUUGAGGCCGAAGCUCCUAUGGAUUUAGAUUUCUCUAGCACUGAAUUUUUGGAAUAUUAGUGAACAACAACAGCUAGGAAUCAGUCUUCUACCUUUGCCUCUGGAUUCUAGUACUGUGUUUGAAGGCACUCUGGCCUGGUUGGUGUCUACUUGAAAUGAACUAGGCCCAGUUCAAUCAUCACUUGUUUUACAAAGGAAAGGUUCACAAGCUGUAUGCCUGAAGGUUUAUUACUUAAGUAUCAGAGGGCUGGCCAUUGUAGGAGUUCUUUAAUUGUACAAAAUAUACAGAGAUCUGAAUUGGUACCAUAUAGAAAAAUGACAAGAGUUUAUAACAAUUUUCUUCUAUCAGACUGGCAGCCAUUUUCUGUGCAUGUACACUGCUGGCUUACCAAUUGUUCAGCACACACUGAAGUCGAGAAUUAUGCUUAAACCUGCUCCGGAAUGUAUGCCCUGUAUAUUGGUGUAAAAUGCCACUUCUUAAAAUACUGCAAAGGUGCAGAGGUCUUCCUGGACUUCAUACUCACAAAGAUAGCCUUUGAAUAAGAUACAACAUGAGUUAAGGUUUGAGAUCCUAGGAUUAGCUGGACAGAAGACAGUAAUAUCAUAACACGUUAAGGAAAAAGAAAAAAACUCACUCAAAAUUGUUCUGAAAGUUCAAUUUUUUAGUGGCGUAGUGGUAAUGGUGCUGGACUAGCAAGCCAGGUGUUGUGAGUUCACAUCACAACAGAGAAAAUUAGGAAACAAAUUUGUUAAAUUUGGGCCGACAAAUACUAAAACAAUCCAACCCAUGACUCCAGUCCAUGCUCACUCUUAAUGCCCUCAGGAUAACUAGGAGUAGGUAAUAAAUGCCAGCCUUGCCUCCAGCGCUCAAAUCCUGAGCAUGAUUUUCUUUUAAUAGUGCAAAGCUCAAUUCCACCUGCCGCAUACUCUUGUGUGCCUUUAAAAAAGCUUCUGUUCAAGGUAAUUGUCUCUUGAAAUCAAAGAAUUCAGCAAAUGCCAAAAUUGAAAUCAAUGAAAGGACACUGUCUUCAGGAGAAGCAUUUAGCUACCUUUUCAGUGUUUGCAAGCACACAAUUUGCUACAUCAAAAUUCAUUAGCAUAUGAUUCAGACAGUGCGAAAGAUUUGACGUGAAGUUACACUGACAACGGACUUCCCAAGUACAAAAUGGUUCCUCAUGUUUCCAUGAAGGCAAUGCCUCUUGAACUUACGAGCAAGACUUCUGUCAAUGUCUGGAUUGUUUUUCUGUUAGUUGGUUCCUCUUAUGGAGUAAAUGGGACUUCCCGAGGAUGAAAAUAUUGACCUGCAUGAAAAAGAAUCUGUGAAUGUUUUUUCUCUUCCUUGCUGAGUUGGCCUGUUGGUGUAAAUCCACCUGAAGAAGAGAUUGCCUCCAGCUCCCAACAUGCUGUCCUCAUCAUUUGCUUUAAGGAUUUGAGUGGUGCUGCUUAUUAGACAGGGUAAAGGUCAAGGAAGUUCUAUUAAAUGUGUGAUCAGCUUUUGCAUCCAACCUCCUGACGACAGAGCUACCCUUGAACUGUUGGUAACACAUUGUCAUGCACGUGGCAUGGUGCUUAACUGAAAUACUAAGGGAACAGGCGUACAGUACACAAACAAGCUAGAAGAGAAUAAAACAAUCAGGGAGACACUAACACCUCUGGCACCAAUAAUAUCUUCGCUCCAGUCCUGGGCUUUAAAUUCAGGUGCAAGUAUGCAUUUUAACGUUUAAUGGCGGAUUGAGAUUUUAUUUUGAAACUUAAAACACUAUUUGCAGUUCCAAACCUUCCAGGUAUUGUUCAGAAUUGACUAAUUCAUUAAGAAAGCCACCUUGUGAACCUUUUUGUGAAAAAUAUUUUCUGGACAUAUAUCCAACACACACUUUUUAAAAAGAAAAUCAAACCAGAGCAUCCUUGCACAGUUAAUACUUUAUUAGAACUACUGACAUCUCUCUCCAAGCAUAGCCAAGGCAAUCACACACAAAGCAUAUGUUAGUGCUCUUAACAUUUAACUAUGCAUUUUAAUGGUAUGUACGACAUCCUUGAACACGAUUGUAAUAUUUGAUCAUUUUCUGUUUUUUUUUAACCAAAGACAUUUUCUUCCAACAGCUGCAGUAUUAAUGAAACCUGAUUCCUCAAUAGUGAGUCAGUAUUUCAGCUACCUAUCCCUCAGUAUGCUACUAUUAAAUUGAGCAGGUUUGAGAUAUGCCUUAGAUUUAUUGUGUGUAUCUACAAAGCCAUAAAAAAUAACAAUCUUACUCUUUGUUCAAUGGUAUAAUUUAUAAUGGCUUCAUUUUUCUUCACAUCAUUCUUUGUUAGGUAGACGCUUCUGGCUCCACGUUAGAAAGUUGUAGUAAUUAAUUUUCAUUCUGGUUUAGGAAGCUGUAAGAAGAAUACCACUGGUAUAUGCAAUUUUUUCAAUUAGGCACUAGUGCUGUGGACUACUAGAAUAAUUAGGAACCUAGGUUCCCUUUCAUGGUUUCUUUAAAAUGCAUCCUGGUGGUGAUUGAAUUCACUUUUCAUUCUGCAAACUGUUUAGGAUACAAGUUCUUUCUUUCCUCUGGUUAAGGCUGUGGGGGUGGAACGGGACUGGAGAAAGAGGGGACCAGAAGAAAUUAACGAAUACAUACCUGGGUUAAAGUCCUGCUUCAAGGAUGAAGAGAAACCUUUUAUUUCCCUUGGCAGUUACAGAUCUGCGCAUUGUACUGGCUGGUUCCAGAGUGAAGACAGCAAUUUAAUACACAGCUGUUGGUUACUGUGCUUUCCUAAUGUUGCAUCCCUGGGAAGGAGCCAGUGCCUCCAGUAUUCCCCACAUAUCGUUACAUGGGUAUUUAGAAUGUGUCCUCUAAACAUUUUUAUGCAUUUCGUGUUAGCCAUAUUUGACUAAUUUGAUUUCCUGGUGCCAAUGUGGUCAAAUAAACAGAGCAAAGCAGCCAGACAGGAUCUGAUGAGCUACCUGGUGAUUUGAUCCUGUCUGUGCUACAAUAGAGUGUACUAUACAUAUACUGAGAUACAUUAAAAUUUGUCAUUUACUUCCUGUGCCAUGUCUACACUUGAUCCCUGUUGUAUUCAAUACAAUCUCUUUAUAUUUUGCAGCUUAUUUCCAUAUAUGGAUUAAGCAUUUACAAGUCUGAGACCCCAAAACAGAUUGUUAUCUUGUCACUUUGUUUUAAUAUGGAAAUGGGAGCAUUUGGCACCAAUGGUCACCCCUCCCCCAGUCCAUGCACCAAAAACAUUCACCCCCAAAUCUAUUGAGAUCUUCUAACAAUCCUACUAGCCGGGGUAUCCAUAUUCUGUGUGUUGUAUUAACCUACUAAAGAUUCCUGAAGGAUAUACAGUAUUUUUAUGUGAAAAAUAAACUUUUACUGAUAUUAACUUUUUGACACCAAGAAUGACGGCCUUGCAAUGUAGAUUGUUAUACAAAACUGCAGUCCAUUUGGAGGUGAUUCAAUGACUUGGGUAAUGGGAAGUAAGGAUAUGACUGAAUUAUUAAAAGAAGCAUCUGGGAUGCUGAAUUUUUAAAAUGUUUUUAAGUUUGCCUGAAGUAAACCCCAUAUUUCAAUUUUUUUUAGACUCCUGCCUGCCUGUAUGAUAUAUCAUAAUGGGAAACCCACCAUCGUACAAUAGUCCAAUUGCCAAAAUAUUUAAACCUUCAUGGCUCACCUUAAGUAGGGGCUAUUGCAAUAGUUAUUGGGUAGCACUGAUUCAGGGACCUGGAUUCAAAUCUCAUUUUUUAGCUCCCUCUCCCUGGCCACACGAGCUCUCUAAUUGAGAGAGACUCUAAAGACUAUCCCUCUGCAAAUUUGUGUUGUCAGAAAACAUGUGGGCUGAUUUGCUGUCCAAUGUUCUGCCUCUGCUGGAUGAAGCAUUCUGAUAACAGUGGUUGAAUUUGAGAGCCCAGGAUAGAGCCAUCUCAUGUCACAGAAUUCUAAGCUACUUGGCCACAUAAUAAAGUGAGCGCUGACACUGUCUUAAAUUCUUUAAGCUUUAAGCACUAAACACUGUAGGCCACACGAUGGGGAAAUAAUCUAGGAGUAUAUAUCAUAGAAACUAUUCAAAGGGAUUUUUUUAAUGGAUUUCUUAAACUUUGACAUGUUUAAAUAUACAGUAGUUGUGUAUCACAGCAAAAAAACUGUACCAGUAUCUACCCCAUAGUAACUCACCCUGGAGCCCCAUUUGGUUAUUCUCCCCAAUUCCAAAAAUGUUAUCAGAACUAUUUUUCUCUGUCAUUUUCUCAUGAUCUCGCUCCAAGCCAAACCUACCCUGUCCAUUUACUUAGUCGUUCCUCAUUGCCCACCUUGACCCUUAUGAUCAUCUGCCAGCUGUACAGCUCACCAACAAGUACAACAGGCCCUUAGUGUCAUGGCUGUGAAAUCACAGCAGCUGCUGAUGUUCCACCACCACAGCCUCAAACUCUGUGCAAGCAUGGUGAGGUUACAGAAUCAAAAUAUGUGACAAUCAUCCAAACUUACUUGCCAACAUUUUCUUCAUUAUUGUCCCAGUUAUUAUUUACUCAUGCCACUUCUAAUAGGAGUGAUCCAGGACAACACUAUAUAUGGUGCUAAAGAGGAGCAUUUCAGAAAUGAAAGCUCACUGAAGAAAUCACUUAAGCUUUGAUUCAGGUCUAAGCAGGGCAGAGUUUCCCUGAUAAAUUUGGACAGGGAUACGAUGAAAUCACAUCCUUUUAAAAAAUAGUUAACCGUCUUCACAUUAGAUCAGGUAAUCCGAUGCCUCCCGUGGUUCUGAUCAAGAUGAUGACACUGUCAGCAGCUUGUCAAAUUGUGCAGGUAAUCUUUGAAAGUAGGCACUAUGAAAAUUGUAUUUUUUUUUAAGCACCAAUGCCUCUUGAUUUGCCUGUGAGAUUUGUUUCUGCCCAGGUUUCAGCAACAUCCCGAGAGGCAGUUCCUUUUUUUUUUAUUCAGAUAUAUAUCCUCUCAUUGACAAGAAUUUGGUUUGAAUUAUGUACCUGCCGUGCUGACCUAUACAAGGCUCAUUCCGAACUUAUCAGCCUUUUAUCCGGUAAUUUCCCGAGUCACCUCCAUUAUUUUUGGACCAUCAUUUUCAAAACUCCUACCUCAGUCACUGUGACAACAGAACAUAAGAAUCUGUACAAGGUGCUGGCGGACACGACUGGAGUCACCUGGCAGAUUUCAGGCAUUCAGUCCUAGGUGUCCCAAUUUAGCAUGUCUCAAUUAGUUGUCAGUUUCAAAAGGUUCCAAAGUCAUUGAGUGCAGGGGCUGUAUAUAAACCAAAGACCCUGAAAAGGUGCAUAUCGUGAGUGGAGUUGGAGAUAUGAUUGAAAAGAACAUUGGCAGCCACAGAAAAUGGUCAAAAGCACGGUCAUAAGCAAUUUCACUUUUAUACAGAAUGACAGUUUUCUACUGCUUGCAGGAAAAUGUAACGGCCAUUUAACAUAACACAGCUGUCGUGGGUGGGGGUGGGUAGUGGGGGGUUUAUAACAGUCUGGGUGGCACGGCCUGGUGAGAAAUGUAACUGAAACUACAAUUCCAGUGGAUAUUGUGUUGUUUACCAAAUCAGAACUGUUUAAGAUUUUUUGUCCUGGCAACUAUAUAUCAAAAAUGCCACUUGUUUGGUGCUUAAGCAGGUUCCUUGGGAUUUGCAAGUGAGCCUACUGUUGCUGUCUGUGUUCAAUGCAUUUUAUUUAAACAAUAAAAGCUUUUUAAUUCACUGGAA
This is a messenger RNA of Carcharodon carcharias (great white shark), 18349 nucleotides long. RefSeq names its product heparan sulfate proteoglycan 2 (gene hspg2). Gene Ontology annotation, cellular component: cell-cell junction. Lineage: Eukaryota; Metazoa; Chordata; Chondrichthyes; Lamniformes; Lamnidae. Gene Ontology annotation, biological process: cell-cell adhesion. Bases 214 to 12447 code for a protein of 4077 amino acids. Gene Ontology annotation, molecular function: cell adhesion molecule binding; calcium ion binding. The record is from RefSeq and is a predicted model, not a curated record. The transcript has 92 exons.